UCAACCUCCAAGUGAAUCUGCGCUACGCAACAGCACCAGGCAACGCCUAAUUCUUGGCGUAUAAUUUGACGAUUACUUAAUUUUAUAUUCCAUUCUAUUUGAUACUGAUUCGCGGGUGUGGUGAUGGCGGACUCUACUGACCGCGGUCGCUCCCAUACAGCUAACCCUUCCAAUGGACCCCGCCAGCCCGACGAACAAGAGAACCCCUUUAUAGCAAUUCGCCGCUAUGCUGAUGAGCAAUUCUCAGCGUUACUGCAAUCUUUUAUAGGACUUCCAUCUGUGUUUUCACCUCCCUCUCCAAGGGAUUGGUUGUAUUUCCAAGGAGGCGAUCCCGCAAUAAGAUUCCAUCGUCACAGAUUCCAAACACAAGAAACUGGCGUUGAUACUCAGGACUCACAGUCAAGGAUCGGCUCACGGCAGAGCUCCGAGAAGUGCACCUGUGGGCGUGAUGAUACCGUGAAAUCGUCGCGCUCUGAUGGGGAUGGUAUGUUUGAUCAGCGGUUAGAAAGCCGACGACAUUUUGAGCACCAAUUUCCGUCUUCGACUUUUGAAUCGCCGUUGGAGAACUUGUGGCCCUUUGACCCGUUGCAUUUCUUCUCGUUUCUACCCCGUCCCAGCUUCCCUUACUCCUUCGACUUCCUAGGCUCUCCAAACUCUCCGGGAUGGCCCAUCUCAUACCUUCUUUUUUCACCGUAUUCUCCACUCCACCUCGAACGUCAACAAAAUAUAAGGUGCAAGCCACAUGAGAAUCCAGUUUCUUCACUGCGCCCUGCCUUAGUACCCUUUCAUGAUGUCCAGGAGUCUGAGACCCCACGUUGGCGAGAGGCUUUUGAAGAUCUGUUGCGCGUCGAAAAUGGUCAAGAUAUGUUAAAUGGUGACGUAGGUGCGGUAGCCCGAAAAGAACAGCCAAAGGAUUGGGUAUCCGGUAUGAUCAGCAGGGGCAGCCUUGGUCCUCAUUGGACCCAUGUCAAAAACGGACGAAUCGACUAUUUCAACUACAGAUACAAGCAGUCCACUGAUGAAGCAGAUAAAUGGAAGGUUUCCCAGUCCGACUCUUCCAACGGGUAUGGUGAUCGGAAACACGAUGCGCCAGAAGAAAAGUGGCUCACAGAACUUGACCUUUACGAGAAGUUUCUGGACCAGGCGAACGAGCCAUCAGAUGAAGAGAGUAUACCCUUAGUGAGCCCACUCAUGGGGAUGUUAAUUGAAGAUCGCCAAAGAAGAAGGAGAAGGCUAUUGGAAGAACAAAGGCGAUGGCAUCAUGCGGCUGAGAAUAAUGAUUUCGACAAUGAGAAGGGUGACUCAGACGCAAAGUCCAAUGCAGCAUUCCCAAUGAAAACUUCACAGCAACAUUCCCCUUCUCCUUAUGUAACUUCCAUCAUCACCACCACCGCGCGAAGGACUCUCCCCGAUGGCUCUGUCCAGACUACCAUCACUCGAAAGAAGCGGUUCUCUGACCAAACAGAAGAAAACAAUGAAACAGUUCACGUGGAAAAGGCUGACGAAUUGCCGUCACAAAGCGAGAACAACAAGCCACAGAGCCUUGGACAGACUAAUGAUCAUGGUGACCAGAAGAAGGGUGGCUGGUUCUGGAAGGAUUGAUGCAUGUCCACUUUUCUCCACCUGUUUGCUUAUUCGAGUUCUUGGGACUAGUAGCCACGCCGUCUGCAUAUUGUGAUCACAGCUUAUUUAGUCUCCCUUCUACUGUCCCCUUUUAUUUUGUAUUUUGAUAUUUAGCUUUGAUGAUAAUUAAUGUUGGCAGUUGCUAUUUUACGAUAUUUUGAGUUUCGCUUGGUUGUUUGUUGCACUUGCUCUGUGUACUGUAGUUUAUUCCUUGCCAAUUUGAACAUCCUUGGAUUAACUCUUGUG
This is a messenger RNA of Histoplasma capsulatum G186AR, 1869 nucleotides long. RefSeq lists its product as uncharacterized. The transcript has a single exon. NCBI's taxonomy places the organism in Eukaryota, Fungi, Ascomycota, Eurotiomycetes, Onygenales, Ajellomycetaceae. The record is from RefSeq and is a predicted model, not a curated record. The coding region runs from base 124 to 1602 and encodes 492 amino acids.